Messenger RNA from Theobroma cacao (cacao), 2456 nucleotides. RefSeq lists its product as uncharacterized. The record is from RefSeq and is a predicted model, not a curated record. Gene Ontology annotation, molecular function: protein binding. NCBI's taxonomy places the organism in Eukaryota, Viridiplantae, Streptophyta, Magnoliopsida, Malvales, Malvaceae.
AUUAAGUAAAACCAGAUACUAGUUCAUCACCAAUGGCACUACCGUCAUCCAGAGCCAUUACCAACUCCCCACAAGCCCUGGACCUUACCCCUCUUGUCACCUCCAUAACUUCCCUUCUCCAAACUCUAAACCCAAAAAACCCCAACCCCAUAAACCUCAGUUCAGCACCUCUAAACCGCUUCUCACCUUACCUAGAACCAAACUUAGUCAUCCAAGUCAUCAACAAACAAACCAACCCUUACCGUGCUCUCUUCUUCUUCAACUGGGCAGCUAAUCCAAACCCAAAUCCUAAAAACUAUACCCACGAUAAUAAGUGUUAUGAAGCCAUCACAAAUCUCCUCCUUUCCCACUCCCUAUUCUCCCCUGCCAUUCAACUCCUUGAAAAAUCUCAAAAGCUCUCAGAUUUCUUCGUUAGCAAAAUCAUCAAGGCCAAUGGGGAUAAAGGUAAUAUCAAAGCUGCUAUCUUUUGGUUUCAAAAAGCAAAAGCCGUUGGGAAAGACAACUACCUGUUUUCAUUUAAUACAAUUCUGGGUGUUUUAGUUAAAGCUAAUAAGAUAAAUAUUGUUAAGACGUUGUUUGAUCAGGUUGUGAAGGAAGGUUUGGUUCAACCUGAUGUGUCUUCCUAUACUACAUUGAUUAGGGCUUUGUGUAAAAUGGGGAUGGUUGAGAGUGCAAAAAAGGUGUUUGAUGAAAUGAGUUGCGAGCCAAAUUUUCUUACUUUUAAUACUAUGAUUAAUGGGUUCUGUAAAAAGGGUGAUAUGGAGAGUGCAAGUUUUUUGUUUUAUCAGAUGGUUAAUGAAGUGGAUUGCUUGCCUGAUACAGUAACUUACACUACUUUGAUUGAUGGGUAUUGCAAGAAAGGAGAAUUUGAAGAGGCAAUGAAGUAUAUGGAUAAGAUGGUGAAAACGGGUUGCUUGCCCAAUGUGUUGACUUAUAAUGCUAUUAUAUAUGCUUUGUGUCUUAAAGGGGAAGUUGAUGAGGCAAAAAGGAUGAUGUCCAAGAUGAGGUUGAACGGAGUGAAGGAUAAUACUGCAACUCAUAUGAGUAUAUUAAAAGGGCUAUGUGUUGUGGGGAGGUCUAAAGAAGCCAUUGAAUAUUUUAGGUGGAUGGUCAGAUGUAAUAUGGAUUUGGAUGCAAAAGCAUAUGGAAUUGUUGUGAAUGUGUAUUGCAAGUUGAGAAAACUUGAUGAAGCAAUUUUGCUUUUGAAGGAAAUGAGUGGAAGAGGCAUCUAUCCGAAUGUUUCGAGUUUCAAUUCAGUGUUUAGGACUCUUGUGGAGUCAAGGGAGCUCGAUAGAGCUAUUGUGCUUCUAAAACAGAUGCCACAAUUGGGUUGUUCACCAAAUUUGUUGUCAUAUAGCACCGUGAUAUGCAGUCUUUGUAGGGCUGAAGGGAGGAUGCAAGAGGUUAGAUACCUUGUCGAUGACAUGCUUCAAAAUGGUAUUGUUAUUGAUGCCACUAUGUAUGGUUGCAUAGUUGAAGGACACAGUGAGGAUGGAAAUGAAGAAAUGGCGGUGCAAGUUUUAAAUGAAAUGAUUGGUAAGAGUUAUAUCAUCAGUUCGGAGUGCUUCUCAAUUUUUAUCAAAAUGUUGUGCGAAAAGGGGAUGAUUGUUGAGGCUGAAAAUUUUUUUGAGGACAUUUGUAGGACAUGCCCUUUAAUCGAAAGGGAUAGUUAUAGAAGAGUCUUAGAUGAGCAUCUGCAAAUAACUCAAGGCUCAAGUAAGGAACACAAAUUAGAAGUGAGUUCUUGAGGGAAAAAAACAUCAAAGGUUUUGUUUUGCCUGAGAAUUGUAAUCAAUCUUUCUUAUCAAUCUACCCGAAUGUUCAAAUCCAACUCUGGUUUCUAUUUGAACCCACAAUGAUGCCCUCUUAGCCGAAUUGCAGGCUUUAGCAAACUGCAAACUUGCAAGUAUUCUUCCGAAGCCUUGACCACAUGGUGGACAUGAAAUUAAAUUUGUUAUUCAUCCGGUGGGAGCAGCAACGAGACAGGUAGUUCAAGCAGCACAGCUUGCUUAAUUUGCUUGUCCACCAGAGACGAGAUGGGGAAUCAGCACCAACCCUUUGACCUGUAUGUUGCAUUGCAAUUGGUGGUUGGCACUGUAUUCAUCCGAACUUCAUACUUUUCUUUUUCCUUUUGGUUUCAAACCAUGGUUAAUGCUUCUCUUUAGAACAUAGAUUCUUCCUGUUUUCUCGGUUUAAAAGGUGGAGGUUACCAAAAUCACACUUCACAAAACAGGGUGACAAAAUUCAGUGUGACCGAAAAGAAAUCAAACUACAAAGAUUAGGUCUCUUUGCCUUUUAUAAACAUGCACUAGCUAGCCCGGUGCAACUCAUGCUACUGGUGAUUGGUUCACCUUUCAUUUGUAAAAUCCUAUGUUUUUUGUUUCCCAUAAUUUAGCGCCACCAACAUAUCUAUAUUUUCCCAUGAUCCCUCCCCUUAUCCCAACCGAAAGGUGGCA